GCCACUCCUGUAGAACAAAUCGCAAGAUGUAUUGAAAUCGUCUCUCCCCCUCCUUCCUCCUUUUCCUGGAAACUCCCACUAGCAAGUUCCCAGGAAUUAGUAGUCUCUAACCUCUGGAUAAAAUGUGCCUCGAAUGAACUGAAAUUUGGAAAGAGAAAGGGGAGAAAGCAGUGAACAAUUGUUGACAAUCACAUUCAAUGUGUGCUCAUCACCUACAUUAGAGAUCAUUGGAAGAUUAAUCGUAGCAAUGAUAAAUUAUUGCGACACACAUAUUACGCGAAACAGCGCAUUACAGAGUAACGAUUCUAUCAAAGCAGUGACAACCUUUUUAUUAAGAUAGUUAAAGAAGCAGUAUCCUGCGUCUCAAUGCAAUAAAUACAUUUAAAUAUAAAAGAAAGAGAAGAGAAAAUCACAAAGUGACAAUGGAUUUGUCGACUGUACCUCUUGUCGCAACUACUGUUGUGAGCCGACAAGUUAUUGCAACUAUGCUGAAUCCUAUGAAAGUUUUACCAAGUGAUAAUGGUUUGCCAAGGGAUUGGAGGGGCUUGGCGCAUCUGUUAGAGCUCAGUCCAGAACUUGUGUCGCUGCUAGUGUCACAUUCUGAUCCAUUGAUGCACAUGUUCACACUGUUGGAGAAAAAUCAAAAAAACAUUACAAUAAAAAAUUUUCAAGUAAUGAUGGAACAAAUGGAUAGAUGGGACAUUAUUGAUGAUACUGAAGCUUUGUUUGAAAGUGACGCUGAGAGAUAUUUGGAACACCAACAAAGAGCUCAAGUGUCAGCAGAGCCAAUAGAUGAAUGUGCUGAUCAGGAAAUACUUACAUUAGGUGAUAUUCACAGAUUAAAGCAAGGUCUAGAAACACAAUAUUAUGAUGCAUUUCUUUUGUAUGCAGAAGAGGAUAUUGAUUUUGCGACUGAGAUGGUAGAUAAGCUUGAGACCCAGUUCAAUCUAAAGCUGUGCUUGAAAGAUCGAGAUUUAGUUGCUGGUGUAGAAUUCGAGCACGAAGCGGUAAUGAAGUUAAUAUCUGAACGAUGUAAUAGAUUACUUAUUAUAGUAUCACCGAGCUUUCUGAAAAGUUCAGCAAACAAAUUUUUCUUAAACUAUACUCAAGCCUUAAGUAUCGAAAAGCGACAGAGAAAAAUUAUACCCUGUAUAUACAAAAGCUGUGAAUUACCAUUGCAACUGAAAUAUAUAUUUAAUUUGGAUUACAACCGUAAAGGAUUAUAUGAUUUUUGGGGCAAGUUACGUGAUUCUAUACAAGCUCCAAAUUCUUUAGCUACAAGCAGUUCAAUUCAAGAAGGAAAAAACAGUGUAAUACAAGAGAGUACAGAAGUAAAGAAAAUAUUGCCUGAUAAAUAUAAUGAUAUACUUCACAUUACUCAAAAAACAAAUGAAGAAACAUUAAAAUAUCCACAAGAGAAGAGUGAAAAUUGUGAAACUAUUGUGAAAGCAAGUGAUAUAAAAACUCUAAAUGUCAGUGGUAAAAAGAAUAAGACAUUGUUAUCAUGGAACAAAAUCACUUCAAAUUGGAAGACAAAGCAGACCAAGAAAAAUAAUCAGUUAUCUACAGAGGCACUCGUUCAAAACCUGCCAUCGGUAGAUAAUUUAUCGGUAGAUAGCUUAGAUUUAUCAAGUACUCAUGAGUAUAAGGAAAAGAAAACAAAAUUAUUUAGUAAAUUCACAAAAAAAAGAAUUGCUCUAAAGACUUAAUGACAGAUCUUUGUACAAAGGAUUACAUACAAAAUUCUAUUUUAUAUAUUUUUACAUGUGCAGAAAGAGUAUAUUUAAGUAUUUAAUCAAUAUAAUAAAUUUAGAAAUGAGUUUUAUAUGACAGUCAUACAUAUCCCACAGAAGGUUGUAAUGUUAAGAAUAUUUUAUUACUGAUAAACAAUAUAAAUACACUAUACGCUACUUUUCUGAAA
Messenger RNA from Solenopsis invicta (red fire ant), 1921 nucleotides. It is a transcript of the gene Myd88, whose product is annotated as myeloid differentiation primary response protein MyD88. The coding region runs from base 423 to 1709 and encodes 428 amino acids. Lineage: Eukaryota; Metazoa; Arthropoda; Insecta; Hymenoptera; Formicidae. Gene Ontology annotation, biological process: innate immune response; Toll signaling pathway; positive regulation of canonical NF-kappaB signal transduction. The transcript has 7 exons. The record is from RefSeq and is a predicted model, not a curated record. Gene Ontology annotation, molecular function: Toll-like receptor binding; TIR domain binding. Gene Ontology annotation, cellular component: plasma membrane.